Solanum pennellii is the source of this 1021-nucleotide messenger RNA. Its product is annotated as DNA-directed RNA polymerases II and IV subunit 5A-like. The record is from RefSeq and is a predicted model, not a curated record. Gene Ontology annotation, biological process: DNA-templated transcription. Gene Ontology annotation, molecular function: DNA binding; DNA-directed RNA polymerase activity. The coding region runs from base 168 to 788 and encodes 206 amino acids. Gene Ontology annotation, cellular component: RNA polymerase I complex; RNA polymerase III complex; RNA polymerase II, core complex. The transcript is spliced from 5 exons. NCBI's taxonomy places the organism in Eukaryota, Viridiplantae, Streptophyta, Magnoliopsida, Solanales, Solanaceae.
UUCUUCUUUUCACCCCAAAAAAAAAAGGGAAGUGAACCGAACAGACAAAACCCUUGAAAGGGCGCCAGCGUUUAUCGGGUUUCUUCCUUCUGAACCACACCGCGCCGCCACUGCCGUGUCGCCACCGCCACUAUCGCUACCUCCGCCGUUGAUACAUUAGCACAAAGAUGGCUCUAUCAGAGGAGGAGCUCUCAAAACUUUUUAGAGUUCGUAAGACACUGAUGGAAAUGUUGUCCGAUAGGGGCUAUCUUGUUGGAGAUUUUGAGAUAAAUAUGUCAAAACAUCAGUUCCUUCAGAAGUAUGGUGAGAACAUGAAGAGAGAAGACCUUGUAAUUCAAAAAGCCAAACGUAACAACAGUUCUGAUCAGAUAUAUGUGUUCUUUCCAGAGGAGCCAAAGGUUGGUGUUAAGACAAUGAAAACUUAUACAGAGCGCAUGAAAAAAGAAGAUGUGUUCCAAGCAAUUCUGAUUGUACAACAAAAUCUGACUCCCUUUGCUCGUACCUGCAUAAGUGAAAUAUCUACAAAGUUCCACUUGGAGGUUUUUCAGGAGGCAGAAAUGUUGGUAAACAUAAAAAAUCAUGUUCUAAUUCCUGAGCACCAGCUACUUUCUCCUGAAGAAAAGAAGACCUUGUUGGAAAGAUACACUGUGAAAGAAACACAGCUUCCUCGGAUUCAGAUCACCGACCCAAUUGCUAGAUACUACGGGCUAAAACGUGGCCAGGUCGUGAAAAUUAUUAGACCAAGUGAGACUGCAGGCCGUUAUAUUACUUAUCGUUAUGUGGUUUAAACUAGUUUUUAAUGUCUUCGUCAGCUGAAAUGUAAGAAGUUGAGAGAGUGGUCAUGUAAUGUAAUUGUUUGUUAUUUGCUUCCAACGCCUCCUAAAAAGAGCGAUUGAGAAUCUCAAAAGACCUUGUAUUUUGUCUAAUCUUCUUUGCUAUGUAUACCAGGGAUGCCUCAGAAAAUUGUGUAUUUUCACAUGUUAUAAUUUGGUUUUUGAGUAUAUUGAGUUUGUGUUGCCUA